UUUUUAAGCAACGAUUAAAUGCAAAGGUUUUAAAUACAUCAACCCCUCUUCAGCGACCAUGGUGGCAGAAACCCAGUUGCAGGAGCCCGUUACGGACACUUAUACCUUGAAUGGGAUCGACUAUGGCGAAUUGUUUCGACGAUGCUGUCGUCCAACUUUGGACACAACACAGUUAGAGGAUAUUGUCAUGUUUCAGACGGAUGCGGACUACACAAGUCACUAUGAAAAAGUUGGUGAUGAGCCGUUGCCAUCCUCGAAUAAUACAAACAAUGUAUCAAGAAUGGUAGAGCUUCCAAUAAUUCGUUUAUACGGUGUGACCAGGGAAAGUCACAGUGUAUUGGUGAAUGUGCAUAACUUCAUGUCAUACUUUUACGUGGAGAAACCUGUUAAUUUCAAGAAAGAGCACAUUCCUCUCUUGAUUGAUUUUUUCAAUAAACACUUGAUGGAGUUACCUCCAUUCAAGAAGACGUGCCGUUAUGUGAUUGAUAUAGACAUAGUCCAAAUUACUCCACUAAUGCUGUACAAACCUAAUGCAAAGUGUGACUACUUGAAGGUGAUAACCACACUCCCAAGAAUGGUCUCUUCUUUACGUUCCUUCAUAGAGUCCGGGAUAAGUUUACCUGUUCUAGACGGGGACAAUUCAACCCGUAUCCCAUUUCCACGUCAGGUAUGUGAAGCCAACAUUCCAUAUGUUUUACGUUUUUUACUGGAUGGCGAGAUUACCGGUGGCUGUUGGAUUCGUUUACCUAAGGGCACGUAUAGCAUCGUGGCGGACAAGACUAGUCACUGCAGUAUUGAAGUGUCUAUGGAUUAUAAGGACUUGGAUCCCAUGCCAAUAGAGGGAGAAUGGCAGUCCAUCGGUCCUAUUCGUACGCUGUCGUUUGAUAUAGAAUGUGUUAAGUUUACUGGUCCAGGUUUCCCCAAUGCCAAUAACGACCCGGUUAUCCAAAUAGCAUCGGUACUACAUACCCACGGAGAUAGCCUCGACUCAGCUCAAAAGUUUGUUUUUACAUUGGACACCUGUGACAACCUCCAUGGUGCCCACGUAUUAUCUUUUGCGAAUGAAGCAGCUUUAUUGAUGGCCUGGAAACAAUUUUUUAUUGCCGUUGAUCCGGACUUUCUUACAGGGUACAAUAUUAUUAACUUCGAUAUACCCUACCUGAUAAACCGUGCUAAUGCUUUAAAGCUUCCCGAAUUCACACAGCUACCGCGUAUAACGCGUAGUAAAAGCAGUGUCCGCGAUAUCAUAUCUUCGAACAACACAAUGGGUACAUUUGAAAACAAGGAGAUUAACAUCGAAGGCCGCAUUCUAUUUGAUGUAUAUGACUUAGUACGUCGUGAUCACAAGUUAAAAUCCUACACGUUGAACUAUGUUUCAUUCGAAUUUUUGAAGCAGCAAAAGGAAGACGUGCAUCACUCUACAAUGUCGAAGCUGCAACUCGGUUCUGCUGCUGACCGUCGUCGUAUAGCCAGCUACUGCUUGAAGGAUUCAGUCCUUCCGCUGCUCUUGAUCGACAAGUUACUGCUACUGUUCAACUACGUAGAAAUGGCUCGUGUUACAUCUACACCUAUUAAAAUGCUUAUCAGCCGUGGUCAGCAGAUCCGUGUUACUAUGCAGAUUUACAGGCAGUGCAAGCUCAUGGGUUAUGCAGUUCCUUCUGUGAACGCUGCGCAACGUGCUGCCAAUUCAGAGGCAUCCUAUGAGGGUGCCACUGUGUUGGAGCCUAAGAAGGGUUACCAUCGCAACGCUAUCGCAGUUUUAGAUUUUCAAUCGCUAUAUCCCUCCAUCAUGAUUGCGCAUAACCUGUGUUACUCUACGUUAGUACCACCUGCUGACGCCAGCAAAUACCCUGCUGAGGACCUCACUACAGUACCAGGACACCCAGGAUUAUAUUUCAUCAAAGCUCAUGUGCGAAAGGGCAUGCUACCGUUGAUCGUUGAGCGUUUGAUAGAGGCUCGUAAAAAGGCCAAGGAGGAGAUGAAGGUUUGCACCGAUCCUAUGCUGCGUAGUGUGCUUGACGGUAGACAGCUAGCCCUGAAGAUUACUACUAACUCGGUCUACGGUUACACAGGUGCAUCCACUUCUGGUUUUUUACCUUGUGUAGAAGUAGCUACCGCGAUUACGUCAUUCGGUAGGUACAUGAUCGUAGAUACUAAGGAAAAGAUUGAAAGUCACUUUACUAAGGCCAAUGGCUACGACACUGAUGCGAGUGUCGUUUAUGGUGACACUGAUUCCGUUAUGAUAAAUUUUGGUACUAAGGAUAUUUCGCGUGCCAUAGAGCUUGGGGUUCAGGCAGCUGCUAUGAUAACUAACCAGGCCAUCAAGCCUAUUACACUUUUAUUUGAGAAGGUAUAUCUACCUUUACUUCUAUUGGCCAAGAAGCGGUAUGCUGGGUUGUACUACACCAAGGCUGACAAAUACGAUAAGAUUGAUUGCAAGGGUAUCGAGACUGUUCGUCGUGACUUCUGUUUGUUAGUUCAGCAGAUGAUGGAGCGUAUCCUGCAUAUGUUAUUGGUAGACCUUGACCUUAAUGGCGCCAUCGAGUUUGUUAAAUCCAGGAUCAGCCAGCUACUACGUAACGAGAUUGAUAUCAGCCUUUUGGUUGUAACCAAAUCACUAGGUAAAGUAGACUACGACGCCCGCUUGCCACAUGUUGAAUUAGCAAAGAAGCUACGUCAACGUGACCCUGGCAAAGCACCUUCUGUCGGCGACCGUGUGAGUUACCUUAUAGUGAAGGGUACUAAAAAUCAACCACAAUUCGAUCGUGCGGAGGAGCCGCUUUAUGUUGUAGAAAACAACAUACCAGUCGACACCCAGCACUAUCUGGACGCCAUCAAGUCAACACUAAUGCGUAUAUUUGAGGUAAUUAUGCCUAAUCCAGAGUCACUAUUCAGCGGUGAGCACACUCGCUUCGUUACACUUACGUCAUCAAGCGAAGGUGCUCUUUCAAUGUUCAUGAAAAAGGUUGAACGUUGUCUUGGUUGUAAAACCGUUAUUAAGGUGCCUCCAUUUUGUGACCACUGCAACCUUGAAAAACGCCAGCAGGUAAUGCUGCAGAAACUGGAGGAGCGGCGCCAGAAAGAAGCGGACUAUUUUGACCUUUGGUCACAAUGCCAGCGUUGCCAGGGUAGUUUGCACAACGAGGUCAUUUGCGACAACCGCGAUUGCCCAAUUUUCUACAAACGUGUACGUACUGGUAAAGUACUCACUUCCAUGGAGGCUACGUAUCAGUCGUUGCACUUGGAGUACACUUAAUUUAAUUUGGCUGCGUUGUGCUGAUUAGG
Babesia bovis T2Bo is the source of this 3285-nucleotide messenger RNA. RefSeq names its product DNA polymerase B family protein. Gene Ontology annotation, cellular component: delta DNA polymerase complex. The record is from RefSeq and is a predicted model, not a curated record. The transcript is spliced from 2 exons. Lineage: Eukaryota; Apicomplexa; Aconoidasida; Piroplasmida; Babesiidae. Gene Ontology annotation, biological process: base-excision repair, gap-filling; DNA replication proofreading; nucleotide-excision repair, DNA gap filling. Bases 59 to 3256 code for a protein of 1065 amino acids. Gene Ontology annotation, molecular function: nucleotide binding; DNA binding; 3'-5'-DNA exonuclease activity.